AUGAGGGCUGUGGACGAGAACGCCGAGGGUGCACCCCUGGGGAACAGCGAGCAUUGGGAGCACUUUGAGGAGCUCUUUCCUAUGGCUCAGAUGGAGAUUCAGCUGCGUCUGUCACGCGAGCGCGAGGCAAAGGAAGCCGCCGAGAAGCUGCAAAUCCAGACCGCUGCCGAGGAUGCCAUGGCCAACCUCCUGGCCAGCAGCAUCGGGGCCAUGGCCCUGCAGAAAGCUGUCGCCGAGGACACGCUGGCAGCCGCUCGCGCAGAGACGGCUGCGCUCCAGGCCAGGCUGGAGGCGUCCGACGUGGCAGAGCUGGAGACCGCGCUGUCCAAGGCGGAGGCGGAGGUCCAGGAGGCGCAGCGUGGCUGGCAGACGGCCCGCAACGCCCUGGGACAGUCGGAGUACGUGCGCGCCCGGCUCACGGAGCGCCUGAAGCGGUGCAAGCAGACCAUCGUCACUCUGAACGACCGGCUCUUCGAGGGCGGGCGGGAGCGCAGGGCAGCCCGGCUGAGGGUCGACAUGGCCGAGGGGAAGCUGGAGGUGGCCCUCUCUGACGCCACACAUGCGCGCGACGUGGCUGCCUCCCACAGGGCCCAGCGCAGCCAGGCCCAGAUGGAGACGCGCUGGGCCCUGGAGGAGGCCGGCGAAGCGCGGCUGCAGGCGGAGGAGGCUCGUAAGGCGGCGGCCGCGGCGACUGCCGAUGCAGCCCAGGCCAGGGCGCAGGCUGCGCAGGCAGAGCGUGUGGCCAGCGAGGCCACUGCCAAGGCUGACGGCCUAGCAAAGGACCUGGACCGCACCGAGACGGAGGUGGCCGCGGCCAGGAGGGAGCUGGACCAUCGCAUCCAGUCCUCCUUCAGCAUCCCUGCCAAGAAGGCCAUCUCCCUUGCUGUGAAGGUGGGUGAGGCAUGGGAAAACCUUUCUGUGACCAAAACCGACUCUGGCGUGGACAUCACUGUGGAAAAGUCGGACAACACAUACAGGGUUUCCAUAGAGCUGACAGAUGCGUCCUUGCAUGAUGGACUUCUACACUGGGGCAUAAACGACUGGGACGUCCCUCCUGAAGCUGUGCAGCCACCUGGGACUCGAGAGGCAGGCGACCAGGCUGUGCAGACGCCCAUUUCUGGCAACAAGGUCACCCUGAGUUUCCCAGCGGACGGGUGCCCGAGCAAGGUAGUGUUUGUGUUGAAGAAGGGUGAGACCUGGACCAACAAUGGAGGUUCAGGAUACUCUGCAUUCCUCAAACCCCCUGGAGUGGACGAGCUGCACUCCAAGAUCAUGGCUGCAGAGGGGACGUAUGAGCACUGGUCACUCUUCAGUCGCUUCAACAUGGCUCUGUCCAUCCUGGAAGCUGCCGAUGCUGCAGGCGCAGAGGGGAUGGCGCUGGUGGCCACCUGGCUACGCCUCAGUACCAUGCGCCAGCUGGACUGGUAUCGCAAGGCCAACUACCAGGGCAAGGACAUUGCUCACGUGCAGAAGCAGCUGGCGCAGCGCAUGGCCGAGAAGGGCAUCGAGUGCCACUUCCUGGAGCAGUGGCAUCAGAAACUUCACCAGAACACCACGCCCGAGGACAUCCACAUCUGUGAGGCAUACAUUGCAUACCUGCACACCAACAGCAUGGAUGAUUUCUGGCGUGUGCUGUGGGACAACGGGCAGGUGUCACGCGAAGCGCUGAGCUCCAUGACGCAUCCCAUCACCGCCCAGCCGCUGCACCUCCCCCAGCUCAUCCCCUCCAUGAAGCACUACCUGUGGAUCCUCAAGACGACCCACUCUGGUGCUGACAUGGACGUCGCCUUGGAGAUGGCGCGCGGCCACUUGGACGGGGAGCUGGCCUGGAUCAUCGGCGACAUCCUGGCAAACAGGACGGCUUGGUGGGUGCCGGGCAAGAUCGUCCAGGCCCGGCACAGGCUGAAGCAGUACUGGCAGAGGGAGGGAGCUUCGCGGGACGUACUCCUGCUGGACAUCGCGCUGGACAGCUACUUCAGACUGUGUGUGGAACGCACAGACCUCGGCUCCCUCAGCGGCGACGACCUUAUCUCCCUGGUGAUCCUGGUCCUGGACAACGCCAGCGUGGCGGCAGAGAGCUCCGACCUGGAGGCCGCUCUUUCCUUAUGGCGGCGGGUCGCCGAGCAGGAGCGCUGGAGUGGCGAUUGGGCGCGCCUGGCCAUGGCCGCGUCAGACUUCUCCGCCCUGUGCCUGCAGGAGUACAUGGACCGCAUCGCAGGGCUGGUCCAGCCCUUUGCCAACGAUUUCAAGGCCGCCUGCAAUAUUGAACCCAAGUACAUCCUCAACUUUGGCGAGGAGGUGGUCAGGGGCCAGCCGGUAUUCAUGCUGAGCGUCCUGCUGCGGGCCCUGGGCCCCAAGCUCCGUGGAGCCGCCUCACUCGGGCCCUGGCAGGUGGUCAGUGCCGCAGGCGCGGAUGGGGAGGUGCUACUCCUGCCCAACCUGGACGGGGUGCAGGGCCAGACCAUGCCUGGCGCUACCAUCAUCCUCACCGAGCGGCUCACCGGCAACGAGGACAUCCCGGAGGGGGUCACUGCGGUGCUGACAAGCAGUGCGACAGACGUGCUGAGUCACAUUGCCAUCCGUGCUCGGGCCCAGAAAGUGCUCUUGGCCACGUGCUUUGACCACGGGCAUUUUGAGGGGCUGAAGGAGCUGGCUGGCUCCCAUGCGGCCGCAGUGGUGACCCCUGUGGGAGACGUAAGCCUGGCUGCCAUCGACAGGACCUCCGUGGGGCCGGAGGCUGUACCUGGGAGCGCUUCAAAGGCGCCCAAGAUUUCCCUGGCCAAGCCCGCGAUGCGCAAGCGGGGAUCCUCAUGGGUGCUGCAGGAGCCGGAGUUCAAGGCCUCCGUGGUGGGAGGGAAGAGCCUGAACCUUGCAGCGCUGCGACAGAAACUGGAUUCCCUGCAAGAUGUUUCUUUGCCGGCAUCCCUGGCGCUCCCCUUUGGCACGUUCGAGGCCGUGCUGGCUUCUCCUGAGAACGCUGCCGUGGCUAAGACCGUCAGCCUGGCCGUCAAGGAGCUGGCUGACACGGCGCCUGGAAGUGGAGUACCCAAGGCCCUUGCAUGCCUGCGAGAGCUCAUACCCUCAGCCCUGGCUGCCCCAGCCGGGUUCAAGGAUGAGCUGGCGCAGAAACUCGUGGCUGAGGGCUUGGUGGCAGAGGAUGCAUUCACUGAGCAGCUGUGGUCGCGUGCCUGGCAAGCCAUCUGUACGGUCUGGGCAAGCAAGUGGACGGACCGCGCCUGGCUCAGCCGCCGCGCGCAGGCCAUUCCCGACGCCGACCUCUCCAUGGCGGUCCUGCUGCAGCCCAUCGUACCCGCCGACUACGCCUUCGUCCUGCACAGCGCCGAUCCGCUGACUGGGCAGCGCGGCUCCGUCCACGGCGAGGUGGUGCUGGGCAUGGGCGAGGCGCUGGACGCAGCGCUGCUGGCGCUGCCCAGCAAGCGGCUGGGCCUGUACCCCGACCCCAGCCAGGCGCUGCUCAUCGCCCGCUCCGAUUCCAAUGGGGAGGACCUGGAGGCCUACGCCGGCGCAGGACUGUACGAGUCGGUGCCGCUGGCCCCGCUCCUGCCCCGCACCCUGGACUAUGCCGCGGAGCCGCUGGUGUGGGAUGCCGCCUUCCGCGCCGACCUCCUGCACCGCCUGACCAGCCUGGCGGCGGGGGUGGAGGCCGCCUUUGGUGGGGUGCCCCAAGACAUCGAGGGCGUGCUCAGCGGCGACAGGCUCUACGUCGUGCAGGCCCGGCCGCAGGUGGUGCAGAACUGA
Molecule: messenger RNA, 3759 nt
Organism: Auxenochlorella protothecoides
Lineage: Eukaryota; Viridiplantae; Chlorophyta; Trebouxiophyceae; Chlorellales; Chlorellaceae
Product: Alpha-glucan water dikinase 2
Exons: 18
Coding region: 1-3759 (1252 amino acids)
Biological process (GO): phosphorylation
Molecular function (GO): ATP binding; kinase activity
Source: RefSeq, a predicted model, not a curated record